AUGGUUGAGGGACAGGCCCGUACUUUGAAGGGAAGAUUUUGGUCUACAGUCAUAUUUAUGUUCAAAUUGGGAAUUUGGGCAACACAGAAAAAAUCAAAUAUGAAGAACGAAGAAACAAGUUUUAAUGUGGACAAUACCCGAGCCUCUCCCUUCUCCCACUGCCUGCAGCCGCUGAGCCCUGUUACAAAGCCACACAGAACAAUUCCAUUUGGUGAAGAAUUCAGACCGCACCUCUCACAUUUCCGCUAUGGCUCUCCUCCUCUUGGAGACAUGGAAACAUUUCAGGUGUCCUUGGAAGGAGGGUCUCGGAAACGCAAAAGCAUGCCAACAAAAAUGCCUCCUAUUGCCCUCGAGGGUUCCUCAUCACCACCAGACAGACCUGAAGAUCACAAUGACUUAGGCUCUUCCAGUCUCCCCUUGGUGUUCCAACAGCCAGCACAGGCCAAGUACAGUUCCCAGAUGAUCGACCUCUGCAACUUAGGUUUUCAGUUCUACAGAACUCUGGAGCACUUUGGAGCCAAGCCGAUUAAGCAAGAACCAGUGAAGCCUAACAUGACAUGGCCUAGUAGCCCAGCGUUCAUGCAGGCUCCUUACCCGUAUUAUCCUAAAGUCCACCCUGGCUUAAUGUUUCCUUUUAUUGUGCCACCAAACUUUCAUUUCAGGAACCCCUUUCAAAUGAAAAGACCUCCAGAGCCACCUUUCCGGAGGGCCGAAGUAAGGGAAAGUGGUGAAAAUAAACAGAAAGUGGAAAGAGUAGAUGUCAACCUCCAGAUAGAUGACAGUUACUAUGUUGAUGUGGGGGGUGAACAGAAACGCUGGCAAUGUCCCAUGUGUGAGAAGUCCUAUACAUCCAAGUACAAUUUGGUGACCCAUAUCCUGGGGCACAGUGGCAUUAAGCCACAUGCUUGCACCCGAUGUGGCAAGCUUUUCAAGCAGCUGAGCCACUUGCACACGCAUAUGUUGACACACCAGGGCACUCGGCCUCAUAAGUGCCAAGUGUGCCACAAGGCUUUCACUCAAACCAGCCACCUUAAGAGACAUAUGAUGCAACACAGUGACAUCAAGCCUUACAACUGCAGGAUCUGUGGCAGAGGUUUUGCCUACCCCAGCGAGCUGAAAGCACAUGAGUCUAAGCACGAGAGUGGCCGAGAGAACAUUUGUGUGGAAUGUGGUCUGGACUUCCCAACCCUGGCCCAGCUGAAGAGACACUUAACAACCCACCGUGGCCCUAUACAGUACAAUUGCACUGAAUGCGAUAAGACCUUCCAGUACCCAAGUCAGCUGCAAAACCACAUGAUGAAGCACAAAGACAUCCGCCCAUACAUCUGCACUGAAUGCGGCAUGGAGUUUGUGCAGCCCCACCAUCUCAAACAGCACUCCCUGACUCACAAGGGUGUGAAAGAGCACAAAUGUGGAAUCUGUGGACGGGAAUUCACUCUGCUGGCCAACAUGAAGCGACAUGUCCUGAUCCACACAAAUAUCAGAGCCUAUCAAUGCCAUUUGUGCUUCAAGAGCUUUGUGCAAAAGCAGACUCUCAAGGCCCACAUGAUUGUUCACUCUGAUGUCAAACCCUUUAAAUGCAAG
This is a messenger RNA of Phaethon lepturus (White-tailed tropicbird), 1584 nucleotides long. It is a transcript of the gene ZNF366, whose product is annotated as zinc finger protein 366. The annotation marks the transcript as partial. Lineage: Eukaryota; Metazoa; Chordata; Aves; Phaethontiformes; Phaethontidae. Gene Ontology annotation, biological process: regulation of transcription by RNA polymerase II. The record is from RefSeq and is a predicted model, not a curated record. Gene Ontology annotation, molecular function: RNA polymerase II cis-regulatory region sequence-specific DNA binding; transcription corepressor activity; DNA-binding transcription factor activity. The transcript is spliced from 3 exons.